AUGACGGGCGGGGUAGAAAAGCGGCGCAAACCGGCCAACAGAACCGCUGGGCCUGUGAGCAAAUCCACCGCAUCUCGCACAAAAGCGAAGGCUCCUCCCGUCGUCGACAAGGCCGCGACUCACCCUCCAAAGAAGAAGGCUGCCGUGAAGAAGCCCAAGACAGACGGCAAACACCUUCAGUCAUCGACGAAGACGUUUGGCGCCCUGAAUCAGGCCCCGACCGAAAUUUGCACGGUGCUCAUCUUCGGAAAUGGCGACAAUGGAGAGCUUGGUCUUGGUCCCAACAAGACAGAGUCUCUACGUCCUCGCGAAAACCCCUUUCUAAACCCAGUCGACUCCUCCAAGUUUCAUGUUGUUCAAAUCGCCUGUGGCGGCAUGCAUACGGUCGCUUUGACGGCCGACAACAAGAUCAUCACUUGGGGGGUCAAUGAUAAUUGUGCAUUGGGCAGAGACACGACCUGGGAUGAAAAGCUGCGCGACAUGGACGCGGAAUCUGGUGAAGAGGAGGAGGGAGGAUUGAACCCCCUCGAGUCGACGCCUACGCAGGUUGCGUCCCGACAUCUCCCGGCAGACACAGUUUUUGUGCAAGUUGCUGCCGGCGAUAGCUGCAGCUUUGCUCUCACGGAGACCGGGCUUGUCUACGGAUGGGGCACGUUUCGGGACUCCAAAGGCGAUGAACGCUUCGGCUACGAAGCGGAUGGAAAAAUGAUCACGAAGCAAGACAAGCCCGCGCUCAUUCGAGGCGUGCAGAACAUAACACAGCUCGCAUGCGGUGUUGACCACGUUCUGGCACUCGACGCCAGUGGCAACAUUUGGGGCUGGGGAAACAACGAGCAGAACCAGUUGGGACGUCGCCUUUUCGGCCGCGACCAGGACAGCCUCAUCCCUCACCAGAUCCGCGUGUGCCGCAACAAUGCGAAAUACAUUGCCUCCGGUGAAUACCACUCCUUCGCCAUCGACAAGAAGGAUAACGUCUGGAGCUGGGGCCUCAACAGCUUCGGCGAAGCGGGGGACCCCGACACAGCAGGCACCAACUCGGCCGUCCUACCGUAUCCGAUGAAGAUUCGGACACUCGCUGGAAAGGGAAUCACCUGCAUCGAUGGCGGCGCUCACCAUUCCGCUGCGGUUACGCCGAGCGGCGAGUGCUUCGUGUGGGGCCGGAUGGACGGUGGUCAGCUCGGCUUCACAUUCACGCCUGAACAGCUGCAGGACGCGGCCCAGGUGCGUUUCGAUGAACGGAACAAGCCGGCCAUCUGCCUUCGGCCUGCAGCAGUACCGCAUGUGGGAUUGGUAUCGCAUGUUGCCUGUGGAACAGACCACACAAUAUUCAUCACAAGGGAUGGGGAUGCCUACGCCACGGGGUUUGGUUCACAAGGCCAGCUCGGCCUGAACUCCGAGGAGGAUGUCGAGGUCGCACAACGUGUCAAGGGACGGGAUGCGGACGAGGCGGUGUUGACAUGGGCUGGUGCUGGUGGACAGUUCUCUAUUGUCAGUGCACCUGCCACAUUGGGCUGA
Molecule: messenger RNA, 1515 nt
Organism: Verticillium nonalfalfae
Lineage: Eukaryota; Fungi; Ascomycota; Sordariomycetes; Glomerellales; Plectosphaerellaceae
Exons: 4
Coding region: 1-1515 (504 amino acids)
Source: RefSeq, a predicted model, not a curated record